Molecule: messenger RNA, 744 nt
Organism: Pseudocercospora fijiensis CIRAD86
Lineage: Eukaryota; Fungi; Ascomycota; Dothideomycetes; Mycosphaerellales; Mycosphaerellaceae
Exons: 3
Coding region: 1-744 (247 amino acids)
Source: RefSeq, a predicted model, not a curated record
AUGCCUUCUCAAUCAGCAUUGUUCACUGAAGUCUGGACGGAAUAUGGAAUUUCCAUGGCCUGUAUCCUUCUGCGCUUCUUUGCAAGAUGGAGAGUCUUUGGAUUCAAGGCCUUCGACCUUGGAGAUGCUUUUGCCGCCCUGGCUAUGAUAUUCUACUCCAUUGAGACUGCUGGCAUAUACCUGCUGACCAGUUUUGGAAACAACAUCGGCUUGAAUGCGCAGACUGCAAUGGAGGUCCCUGAUACGAAAGUCCCGGACUUCACCUUGGGAUCGAACCUGGCCUUUCUAAACUGGUUCUGGUAUAUCAAUUUGAUCUGGAGUCUCAAAGGCAUUUUGCUUGUGGUAUACGUCAAGCUCGGGGCUGGAGUAGCACGGCAAGAACUUCUGGUCAAGGGAGUUUGCGUCUUUAACUUCUGUACCUGGCUUGCGUGUAUCUUGACGCAUACGUUAAUCUGCACACCACCUCAUAAGAGCUGGCAAAUCAAGCCAUAUCCGGGCGACAAUUGCACCGUGCGGAAGCCGAACUACUAUGUGAUUGCUAUACUCAAUAGUCUCACAGACCUGGCCAUCAUCGUGGUUCCCAUGCCUUUGCUAUUCAAGGUGAAGGCGAAGCUAUCAAAGAAGCUCAUCUUGAUCGCGCUCUUCUCACUCGGAUUCUUCGCCAUCAUCGCAACAAUCCUGCGAGCGCACUACUCUCUACACUCACCAGAUACCCUACCUAUUGCCCUCGGAUGGGCAAGCUGA